Messenger RNA from Rangifer tarandus platyrhynchus (Svalbard reindeer), 342 nucleotides. NCBI's taxonomy places the organism in Eukaryota, Metazoa, Chordata, Mammalia, Artiodactyla, Cervidae. The record is from the annotation of a GenBank genome assembly.
AUGGAGAAGGCUCCGGAGAAGGAGGGCUCCACGGAGAGUGGACAGGGCCUCUGGACCGUGUGUAAUGUGUCAGCUCGCGUCUGUGCCACCAUUGUGCAGCUGAUGCUGGAAUGCAGGGAAGGCGCUGGUUUACUGAAUGAGGAGCCAUGUAAAUUCCAGCUGUCAACAUGUGAUCAGUCCUUCGGACAAAGAGGGAGGUUUUCUCCUUACCCACAUUUGAUUUCUAGUCACAGCUACACGUGUUCCCUGAGUUCUUCUGCUGACCACGCUGUGUCUCUGGGUCGCCCUUGGUCACCCCUCCCUUCUCAGACUGCCUCUACAGGUUCAGUACCUGGCUUGUGA